CUUACUAUAUGGGCUCUACAUCCUAAUAUUUGAUUACUCACGAUGGCAUCUAGCCAACAAACAUCCCCUUGCUCGAUGUACCUAUUUCCGCAUGCUUCAUGCGCAUCAUUACGACGGCAUGUUACGUUAUUGAAGUAUGGAUAGUCCGGAACGGUCCUUCCUCUCCCUCUUUCCGUCCAUCUUUUCCCGUUUCUUGUUAGGCUAUAUACUAGGUAGUUUGCUUGCGUUUUUCUUUGUAUGGAUAUACCUAGGUAUCUGGCUUUUUUGUUUGUUUGCUUGCUUGCUUACUUGCUUCUCCUGUAGCUACUACAUCCAUACUACGCCGCCAUCGCGCGGUAGGUCCACAUUACAACGCUAUGUCUUCCAGGGCUCCUCCUUUUUUUACUCCCAGCCCAAUGGGACGACCCCUUUUGCCGAGAGGUUCCACAGGCUUGGGAAAUACCUAAUAAACCGCUAACCCCUCCCUCCAAGCGGGCGGCGUCGUCGUCAUGUUGUGCAACCUUUCAUUAUUGCGACUCCAUGUGCCUGACGGUACCGGACGGGCGGUGUUUUUGCUUUGCCCUUCGUUUUUCUUACUUCCUUUCGUACCCGACCUGUCGGGCGGGUUAUGUAGGUUGGGACGCGGAAUGGUAAUGUUGGUUGACUGCUGGUAUUCCUUUGGUAACGUUGAAGAUAUGCCCGCCUUUUUUUAUUUCUAGAUUGGGGAUAUGUGUAUGUAUAUAAGUGGCAGGGUAUAUGUAUGAUAUGAUAUGAUCUUUAUAAGAUUUUUUUUCAUGUCUUCAGCCUUACUACAUGUACUAGGUGACUAUAUCGCCCAAUAUUAACACUGUUUGUGAUGGGAUCACAAGUCGGACUGCCGCGUCCGCAUCGGGCCGCCUUACAAGUCAUAUACGCUCCA
Hypoxylon trugodes is the source of this 898-nucleotide messenger RNA. RefSeq lists its product as uncharacterized. The record is from RefSeq and is a predicted model, not a curated record. The coding region runs from base 137 to 457 and encodes 106 amino acids. NCBI's taxonomy places the organism in Eukaryota, Fungi, Ascomycota, Sordariomycetes, Xylariales, Hypoxylaceae. The transcript has a single exon.